UGUCAGAUGUAGGCCCCAUUUUGUGCACUCAAGCUUCAAGCUGUUGCAAAAAGGUCAGUCAGCAAUGGCUGCAGCAGAAAUUCCCAGUUACAUUGUCUCCUCUCAGACUGAGAAACACAGGAGGGCCAGGAACUGGACUGAUGCAGAAAUGAGAGGUUUAAUGCUGGUUUGGGAAGAAUUUUUUGAUGAGCUGAAACAAACUAAAAGGAAUGCCAAAGUUUAUGAGAAAAUGGCUAACAAACUCUUUGAAAUGACUGGAGAAAUUCGCCACGGAGAGGAAAUAAAGAUAAAAAUUACAAAUAUGACAUUCCAGUACAGGAAAUUAAAAUGCAUGACUGACAGUGAAACUGUGGCACCUGACUGGCCUUACUACAAAACCAUUGAUAGGAUCUUAUCCAAAGUGACAGACCACAGCGAUGUGAAAAUGCAUGAAAAUCAGCAGCCAGGUCCUUCUACAUCUCAGACAGAGGCCUCGCAGUCUCCAUCAGCCAAGUCUACACCCCUCUACUUGCCAUAUAACCAGUUUACAUAUGAAGGAAGGGAAGAAUGCUUUGAAGAUGAACAUUCAGAGAGCUCAUCAAGCUUGCUUUCUUACAAGCUGAGAGCUGAAGAAAGACCAGUUAAGAAAAGAAAAAUGCAAAACUGCAGUUUCCAAAAGAAGAAGCUAAAAUUAAUGGAAGCCAUGUUGGAAGAACAAAAGAAGUUGAGUAGAGCUAUGGAAGAAACCUGUAGAGAAGUGCGCAGGAUCCUGGAUCAGCAGAACAUCAUUCAAGUUCAAAGCUUACAGUUACAGGAGAGAAUGAUGAAUCUACUGGAGAAAAUGAUCUCCAAGUCUAAUGUGUAGUUUCCUUUGUGAAUGCCUCUGAGAUAACUAUUGCUAUUAUAGAUUACCAUUUAUUGCACACCAUAUGUGUGUCUGUUGCCCUAGUCCCAGGUUUUCCAUGGAAAUUAAAACCCUAGUGUAAUCCUAGUUCAGCAAAGAAAACAUAAUGCAGGGUGAGAGCUAUCCAGUAUGAUAAAAUUAGUGCAAUAUAUGCCUAAGCUGAAUUAUUUUUAUACAGAAAGGUUAAGGGAUAAAUAGCUCGGGGAACUGAAGUACUAUUUAUGCCUAAGUCAGGUAUUGUUUUGCAAACAGUGGUGUUGUAUAUUGCUUCACAUCAAGGACUGCAGCUUAAUCUGUUUUAGGAGAAUGAAACAGUGCAUUUCUAAACAUGGUUAUUGCACCUUGACUUUGCUGAUGAUUAAACCCUGUUUUGAAACGUAUGCCUGAUUGUAUGUGACCUAUGGUUCUUGUGAAGAGCUAGUUGGGACCAUGACAUACAUAAUUUUAAACUCCAUGCCUGAUAUGAAUAGUACUCUAAAGUAUGAGGGUAAAAAUAGUCUAUUCAAAUACAAUUUUUGAUAUAAAAACAAGCACCCCAAACCACCUUCCUAUAUACUGAAUACUAAAAUGUAUAGAAGAUACUUGAAGUUGCUUUUGAUAUUAAACAUUUGAAUUUUUUUCAUUAUUAACUGGAAUCUGUUGACUUAACGAACAACCAGCAAUGAAAACUUUCAUUUAUUCUCUAUCACAAAAGAAAAGUAUUGUACUGUGUGUAUAUACAUAUAUAUAA
Messenger RNA from Melospiza georgiana, 1613 nucleotides. RefSeq names its product Myb/SANT DNA binding domain containing 1 (gene MSANTD1). Gene Ontology annotation, biological process: positive regulation of DNA-templated transcription. The transcript has 4 exons. The record is from RefSeq and is a predicted model, not a curated record. NCBI's taxonomy places the organism in Eukaryota, Metazoa, Chordata, Aves, Passeriformes, Passerellidae. Gene Ontology annotation, cellular component: nuclear body. Bases 65 to 844 code for a protein of 259 amino acids.